Polistes dominula (European paper wasp) is the source of this 7341-nucleotide messenger RNA. It is a transcript of the gene east, whose product is annotated as enhanced adult sensory threshold. Gene Ontology annotation, cellular component: nucleus. Lineage: Eukaryota; Metazoa; Arthropoda; Insecta; Hymenoptera; Vespidae. The record is from RefSeq and is a predicted model, not a curated record.
AGUGAGAUGGCAUCCAGAGAAAAGCGACCCUUAGCGCCUUCAAAAUCAAAACAGAAGGCGAAUAAUGACUCUGGCUUGCCAUCUAAUGAAGUCAAAAGUAGAAAAGGCAAGUCUUUGUCAAAUAUAAAACAACAACAACAACUUGCGCGUGAUAUUUUUGAUGCAGUAGCAACGGGCAGUCAACUUCCUGCAAAAUUAGAAGCAAGUUUGCCAAGGAAAAAGGUUUUGAAGAAUCUUAAACGUAAACAGAAUUUAAGAGUAACUAAAGCUAAUAAUUUCAUAAAUACAAAGGUUACCAAAAAAGUAGGAAGUAAAAAUUUAUGCAGAAUUAAUUCUGAUAUCAAGAAAGGUAUCAAAGCUAGAAAAGUUAAAUCGAUAGAAGAAAAAGUGGAAGUUAAAGAGGAAGACGAGGAAGAAGAAGAAGAAGAAGAAGAAAAAGAAGAAAAAGGAGAGACAGACAAAUCUUCUGAUAUCAAUUUAAGAACUGCAGAAAAUCAUAUCAACGAUUCAGAAAGUAGUAAAACUACUGAAACAACCAACAAAAGUGCCAAGAUUAAUCUCAGGACCAAGAAAACAAAGUCCUUGACAAGGAUUACCAAUAGCGAACAGGAUAACGAAGAUAAUACAGAAAAAGAUCAAGAAGCUCUUGUUAAUUUGAAUACUACAAAAGGUAAUACAAAGAAUAGUAAAAGAUCUAAAGUAAUAGAUACUACUGUUGACUCAUCUUCCCCUAGAAGUGCCAAACUUGUAAAAAAUACUGGACUGAAAAAAAGUACUAUAAAGGAGAAAGAAAAUUAUACUAAAGUUCUAGAAGGGGAUAAAUAUUUAAAAGGUAAAAGAGGCACAACGAAAGAUACUGAUUCUUCAUUUAAUAAUAUUAAAAGCAACGUGCAUAAUAAUAAAUUAUCUAAAUCGGUCUUAGAUAACAAGAGCUCUAUUGAUCUUACUAUCGACGAAGUAAUAGCUUCAAUGUUGAGUGAUUCGGAAGUAGAUAAUCAACAAGGUAUUGUAGAAAAAGUUGAUGGAAAAAUAACGAGGAGUAGGAAAAUGUUGGUGGAUGAAAAUAUUAUUCCUGAGAGUGAAAUCAAAAAGGAAUCUGAUUGCGAUGAUAUAAGAACUAUGUCGGAAGGUGAAUGUGGUGGUGACAUAGAACAAGGAAAUCAUACACAAACUACAAUUCAAUUAAGGAAAAGGUCAAACGCUUUGUUAACCCAAAGGAGUUUACGAAAUGGAAAAUUACGUCAACUUUCGGAAACAUCGUUUGGUAAUAAUGAUAUGGAGAUUAAGAAAGGAGGAGGAGGAGGUGGAGGAGGAGGAGGAGGACGUAGAUUAAAUUCCGAUGAUCCUGCAGCAUCUGAAACUUCGACGGAACAGAUUUCUGAUGGUAAUGUUGAUCUAGAAUCCUGUUUUUCCGAAUCUAGCGGUAAUUAUUCUCAAAUAAUAAUAAAAGAAGAAAUAAUAAUUAAAGAUGAUGUUGUUGUUUCGAAAAAUUAUGCAGAAAGUGAAACUGCAAUAGAAAUAGAAAACAAUAAUAAUAGCGAGAGAGGAGGAGUAGAUAGAUUAAGUGAAAUAGGACCAAUAUUACGUUCAAAAACAAAAGCCAGAAGUACGGAUAACGAUAAUACAAAAGUGGACGAUAUCAAAAUUGAGGAGACACGUGUAGUAGCACAUAAAAAUGUAGAAGUACAUGAAGAAGUUAAAAAAACAAAUAAUAUAGAUCUCGUUAGAAAGGACACAAUUUUGUCAAAAUUAAACGAUAGGUCUAAUAAAGGACGAAGAAAUAGUUUAAAUAUAGAUAUGAGAAAAACUGUUAAUUCAUUUUAUGGAACUGAAAAAUCUGAUGGCAAUCCAAAGUCAAAAAUAGAUCAAAUGAUAGAAAAUAUUAAAUUGACAAUUGCUAAAUCGAUUGAAAGUAAAAUGUUUGGUCCGGAAAAGAAUCUUGGAUUGGGUAAAAAUUUUGAAAUUCCAAAUAUGGAAGAAAUCAUUGCACCAUUAAGUACCGAAUCGCAGAAAUUGGGAUUGGAUGAGAGUAACGAUGAAGAUAAACCUAAUGCAUCGAAAAAUGAGAGUAAAUCAGAAAAUUCGGAGAACUCAGUACCAAAAGUGGCCGAUACUGCCAAAGAAAUUGAGAAACUAGUCAUGGGUGACAUUGAAUUGGUUGAAACACAAUCACAAAACACUCAAGAUAAUAGGGAUGAGACUCCUAACAUUGAGGCAGUCAAUAAAACUCAUAAUUCUCAUGAACCAUCACAAGCUACAGUUAGUAAUAAAGAAAUAAAUACGUGUAAAGAUGUUAAAGAAAGUAAUAAUGAAGUUGAUCAGGAUUCAAAUAUUACAUCUAAGGUAAUAGAACAAAUGGAAGAUACGGAAAGUCAAUCGAUAAAUAAUAGCAAGAAGGUAUCACCUUUAUCAAGAAAAUCUGCUAAAUCAAAUGAUAAACAUUCUCAAGAUAACAUUGAAGAAUCUGAAAUAGAAAAGAAAUUACCAACAUUAUCUGAUGAAUCAAAUGAAAAGCAUGAUUCUCUUCAAGAAAAAAUCAACGAAUGUAUGCAAGAGGAUAAAAAACCAAUAAGUGAAAGUGAAGAAGACAAUAAUAAGGAACUUGAAAAAAUUGACGUUACCAAUGAGUCUACUAAAAUUUUAUUAUCUUCAACAGAAAUAAAUGAAUCGGUUAAAGCACAAAAUGAAACAAUAGAGAUAAAUACGGAAGUUGAUAAAAUAAAUUGUCAACAAGUAGAAAGUUUAAGUACUGGUCAAUGUUCAGAGGAGUCAGAAACUUUGGAAAGUAUUUAUUCUGAUGUUGAAAGAUUAGUAAAGGGUGAUGAACUUUCAACAUUAUCUGAAAUAGAAGAAAAUAAAGAAACAAAUAGUGAUAAUAAUGUCAAAUUAAAUGACACGUGUAAUGAUGAUAUUGUCAAAGAUGCAGAAAGUUCUUCUUCCAUUCAUACAAAAGAUGAAGGAAAAUUGAUACUCGAUAAAAUAGAAGAAACGUUGUUUUGUGAAGAAAGAGAAACAAUAUUAGAAGAUAUUAAUGAAUAUGAAAAGAAUCUUAAUGACAAUGAAAGUGUUGAGAAGAUAAUACUUGGUUCCUCUGAAUUAUUGCAAAAUCAGAAAGAUGAAAGAAAUCAUUCUGAAUUACCAACCAUAAAUAAUGAUUUAAAUUCAAUAUCAACAUGUACUUCAAAGAAAGAGAUAAAUGAUAAGAAUGAUUCUGUCAAGGAUGUUAUCAGUAGUCAGGAUAAAGAAGAUACUAAACAUCAAAAUAAUGAUACAUCAAUAUCCUCGAAUAAAAUUAAAUCAAAUGAAGAAAUGAUUGAUAAAAAAGUAGAAAAUAAUUUGAACACAACUGUUGAAGAUAAGAACAAUAAAUUAUGUUCCGAGAAGAACAACGAUGAAUCUAAAACAACAACAACAACAACAAAUGAAGAAAAUAAAAGAGUAUUAAGGGUUCGUGAUAAACAAAAGAAAGUUGAAAAAAGACCAACUUCCUGUAACAAGGAUCAUGAAAAUGCAUCAAAAACUAGUACAGUAAGUGAUUGUCAAUCUACAGAAGAAUGUAAUAAUGCACAAAAUGAUAAUAAACAAAAUUUAGAAUUGAAAACAAGUAAUGAAACAACUACUUGUAAAACUCCUGAAACAGACGUAUCACAAAAUAGUACAACAGAUUUAGAAACUAGUGAUGUUUCAGAGACCCAUCCUCGUACCAGACGUGGUAGAGAAGUUAAAAAACGUAAGGAAGAUCAACAAUCAUUAAAUAAUAAUACGUUUAAAAAUAAACGAGCUAAACGAGAUAAUAGUAGAAAGUCUGAUCAACAAAAAGAAGAGACAUUGCUUGACAAUGAAGUAGCAAAGAUCAAUGAAAACAACAGAUUCCUAAAUGAUUAUAACAAUCUUGCUAAAUGUUCUGAUAGUUUUAGAGGUUUUUCCGAAGGUGGUGGUCGUAAUAGUUUGGACAAAAUCCAAGGUAAAAAUGAUAAUUUACGUAGUAAAUCGGAAAACGAUUUAGUAAUUCCAAAUGAAUCAACGAAUAGAUCGGAAGAAGGUGGAAGACUUUUGAGUCAGAUAACAGCAGAUAAUGAUCUAUCAUCUAAAGAAACAAAUGACAAUUUGUUGGAUGAAUGUAAAUCUAGUAAAAUAGAAGAAGUUUCUCAAAAAGAUUUAGAUGAUACGUCUAUUUCGGAUGAAUCAUCCAGUAGCGUUAAUAUUGGAUUGAAAAUUUUAGAAACGCCUGAGGAUAAAGCUAAAAAAGAAUCAAUAUUGAGAAUAUUAGGUUUGGAAUCGUUGGAAAAGGCUGCCGAAAGAGUGAACAAUCAGAAAGCAAGAAAGGAACAAUAUACUGGUACAUUGAAAACUGUGAUUCGCGUACAAAAGGAAAAGGAAAAAGAUAAAAAACGUUCGAGAUCACCCUUGAAAAUGGUUUUGAAGCAAGGACGUAACGAUGGAGAAGGAGAUUCACCUGAUUUUUACACCAUACAAAAGGAGUUUGGAACCAGUGGUUUGGGAGAUAGCAGCUCUGAUGAAGAUAACGAAGAAGCUCCACCGAAGGAUCGUCAAUCUCUUGUUAUUCCUGAAAAAUCAUCUUCUUUUUCUAUUCAUCCAGGACGAUUAUGUGCGGAUGUAUGUUGUUAUUGUUUUGGAAAAUUUGGUUCCUUGGAUACACCUAUGCACUUGGCACAAAUGAAAUCGGAUGAAAGAAGAAAGAAGAUAUUAAUUGUAGAAAGACACCUUAACAAGGAUUCUUGUCUGUGUGACGCGUGUUAUCGUCAUGUAGAUAGAAAGGCGAACACUAGUCCAACAAACAUGCAAGCUAAACCACAAAAGCAUCGUCAAUUGAUGGUAUCUAAAUGUGCAGCACGUGAUUGCAGAGAUCCUGCACGCCAUAAUGUUAAACGACGUUGGUUACUUAAAAUUAAAGCUGGACUUCAAAGUCAGGUUGAUAUUGACUGGGAAUCGAGUCAACACACAUCAAUGUCAUUUUGCGUAGUCCAUUACAGUAAAGUCGAAAUAUUUUUGACAUGUGCCCUUUGUAAUCGAAGAUUGGCCAGAAAUCAUACGCAUUUGUUAACCGACGCAGAAACUGUCGAAUUAAAUCAACGACUUUCGCAACAGGCGAUACCAGUUUCACUUUCUGCGAGAACAUUUGUUUGCAAAUUGUGCCGUUAUUUCACACAAUUGCAAAUUAAAUACAAGGAUCCUGAAAAUAUGAGCAUGAAUCACAGGUCGUUUUAUAAGAGCUAUAGGAAAAGAAUCUUACAUAAUCAUGAUAUCGAGGUACUUGAGAAUGAAGAAGAAGAUUCUAAUAGUCAAUCGAAAGACAAAGAUAAACGUAAGAAAGCUAAAUGUCCUCCAGCUAAGAAUGGAAAUUCCAAGUCGCCAGAUGUAUCAACUAAUUCAACGUCGGAUAAAUCAACACCUGAAUCUAUUAAAAAUGAAGUUAGAAAUUCUGAACAGGAGAAUGACAAUCGUUCUGUUAAAAUGAAUACUACGGAUGAUACCACCAUUCCUGCCGAUAUUCAGUUCCUUUGCGUUGAGGGUUCAACAGACAAAUUGAAUAAGAAAAGAAAGGUAAUCGAUGUAAACAAUUUUACAUCAGACGGAACGAUGCCUUGUGAUGUUUCGAACGAAGUCGUAGAGAUUCUUACCAUGGACAAGGAGGUAACAUUGACGAAAUUACCGAAAAAAGCAAGAACUAGCAACGACAUAACUCCUGUUGUUCAACGACUCGGAGCUAAUCCUUCUAUAAGUGUACGUACAUUAUUCCCGGGUGAAGAAGAAAUGAAUCUUCAUGCAAACAUUGAAUUUGGUAAUGUUCGAGAGAUGACACCUCAGGGUUGGGAAAAGUGUGCAACGAUGAUUCAAUAUGACAGAGAUACGAAACUUUUAUGGCAAGAGUUACAAAGACCAUAUGGAAAUCAAAGUUCUUUCCUCAGACAUUUAAUACUUUUGGAAAAGUAUUAUAGAGCUGGCGAUUUAAUUUUAGCACCUAACGCAUCACGUAAUGCGAUUAAUUAUUCUACGUCGGUUCAAAAUAGAUUGAUAUCAUACGAAGGUCCUGAAAAAAUGGACGAACCAAUAAUGGAACCGAUAUCUAACGAAUUUCAUAAUUCUCGUCGUUUAAGUGGCGGAUAUGUAUUAGAAAGAGAUAGACACUCUUUACCAAUGGGAAGUUCUACCGCAAAAUCACCAGUUAUACAAUUAACGACAAAAGGUAGUCCACCGCGUGCAAUGAAAUUAAAUUCGGGUGUAUCAAUUAUUAAAAAACCACCUCCUAAUUUGCAACGACUCAGUUUACCAUCUACAAGUUCGGCAAAUGGAAAUAACAAACGUAAAGAUAGUUCCAAAUUACCAAUGUCCUCGGGUGGCAAAGUGUUCCAAAUGACCGAUCCGGAAUACAAACGAUUACAAAAUUCGAAAAAACCAAAACAAAUGUUUAGUGAUAAACAGUGUGCAAGUCCUACUAGUAGUGGUAGUGGUGGUGGUGGUGGUGGUGGUGGUGUUGGUAGUAGUAGUAGUAGUAGUGGUGUACCAUCGGGUAAUUCAAAUUCUCCUCCAAAUUUCAAAUCAACAACUCAAUAUCAAAAAGCAGUACAAUACGUGGCUCAAACGCAAUUUCAACAACAUUUGAGAAGACAACAAGAAAUGUUGAAUCGUCAAACGAGAGGUGAUUUUGAACCACUUAUAUGUGACAUGAGAACGUCAAAUGAGAACAGUCCAACACAAAAUCUAAUACAUAACCUUAAUCUGCCAAAGUCUAUACAAGUGACGACUAAACCAUCUAAUCCAAUUCCCAUAUUGCCAAAAAUUCCAAAGUCAUUGACAGUAAUACCACAAACGGUAACGAGACCUACUGAAAAAUGAGAACUGAUCAAACGAUAAAGGUCGACGGAAGGGGGAGAGAAGUAAAUAAAUAAAUAUAAAAAAAAUGCCUUCUUUUAUAAUACAAAUAUUUGCCAUCCCCUGCCGCGCGCCUAGUUUGGACUUGUAAGAGAGAGUUGUUGUUGUGUUGCACACUUUUUCGCUCUCUUCUUCAUAUUGAAAAAUUCGAUUCUUUCAAGAGGAAUUCAAAUAUACUUACGAAUAUCUGUUUUUGUUUUUCUUCUAAUUCCUACUUGAAGUUUCAACACAAAACAAAACUGAGGAGAGACAGAGAGAGACAGAGAGAGAGAGAGAGAGAGAGAGAGAGAGAGACAAUCGAAUUGUUGAUGAUGCAGGCAAGAAUGAAUAGCCAAGCAUGCUUUAAUAAAUAUACAAAAAAAAACAAACAAACAAACAAACAAAGUGUCGUGAAUGAUGCAGUUUUAUCUCUUCGAGUUAUGGUGACUCGAAGAAGAAGAAGAAGAA